Molecule: messenger RNA, 1060 nt
Organism: Phanerochaete carnosa HHB-10118-sp
Lineage: Eukaryota; Fungi; Basidiomycota; Agaricomycetes; Polyporales; Phanerochaetaceae
Exons: 7
Molecular function (GO): ATP binding; ATP hydrolysis activity
Source: RefSeq, a predicted model, not a curated record
AUAUGUCUUCACAAAAGGACACGCUGCAUGAGAUCCACGUCAGCAACCUGACCUUCUCAUUUGCGCCAUCCGACCCCAACGUCGAGCCGUCGCUUGUAGAUGUCUGUCUGGAACUGCCGAAGGGCUCGCGGACAAUUUUAAUCGGGGCAAAUGGGGCUGGAAAGUCGACUCUGCUUCAGAUCUUGGCUGGAAAGCGCCUCAUCUCGCGACAAGGCACGGAAGUGAAGAUCAAGGACCGCGACGUAUUUCGGCAGUACCCCCAGGGUGUGACUUUCUUGGGCACUGAGUGGGCUAUGAACCCGGUUGUUCGAGGCGAUAUCAAGGUCGAAGACUUCCUCAACUCUGUUGGAGGCUACCGCCACAAGGCAAGACGAGAUCUGCUUCUCGAGAUUUUGGAUGUCGACCUGGACUGGCACAUGCAUGCCAUCAGCGAUGGUGAACGGCGGCGAGUUCAGCUUGUUAUGGGUCUCAUGGGCGAGUGGGACGUGCUACUGCUAGACGAGGUCACUGUUGACCUCGACGUACUCGUGAGAGACGAUCUGCUCAGGUUUCUAAAGCAGGACAGCAUAGAGCGCGGAGCAACGAUACUCUAUGCCACGCAUAUCUUCGAUGGCCUGAAUGAUUUUCCCACUCAUGUUGCGCACAUGCGCUUUGGGUCGUUCCUUACACUACCCACUCCUUGGCCAUUCCCAACGGUCGAUGCUGCCGGACCAAACACUCUACUAUACAACGUCGCUUUGCAGUGGCUAAAGGAGGAUCGCGAGUUCCGCAAGGAGCUCGAGAGGAGUGGUAAGAAAGUGAGGGGGCCUAGAAAGGAAGAGGUACCGGAGAGCUCGGAGGCUUUCUAUAAAAAGUAUGACUACAGCCACUGACAGCUCGUCUAACAAUCAUCUCUAUCUCUCGUGCAUGUCAUGUUCAACACUGGCGCAGUUCAUGAGCUCAACCCCAUUGUAGCAAAUACUAGUACUGUAACCACAAUGUCUGGAUACCCUGCACUCAACUUGCAUGUUGCCGCCGCAUUCAACUGUAGAUCUAAACCGCUCGUAUGACAUAUUUUCGU